Poecile atricapillus (Black-capped chickadee) is the source of this 4462-nucleotide messenger RNA. RefSeq names its product serine/threonine kinase 32A (gene STK32A). Gene Ontology annotation, biological process: G protein-coupled receptor signaling pathway; regulation of signal transduction; protein phosphorylation. Gene Ontology annotation, molecular function: G protein-coupled receptor kinase activity; ATP binding; G protein-coupled receptor binding. Bases 598 to 1779 code for a protein of 393 amino acids. The transcript is spliced from 13 exons. The record is from RefSeq and is a predicted model, not a curated record. Lineage: Eukaryota; Metazoa; Chordata; Aves; Passeriformes; Paridae.
GAACCCUUGGAGACAGCCGUCCCCUCCCAGGGUUUCGGCAGUUCCCAUCAGGGGUGUGACUGCUGCCCAUCCCUCGGCCGAGCCUCCAGCCCCAAGCUCGGUCCCCUGCGCUCCCUCCUCCUGCUCGCGGGGCCAGCGCAAACCGCGCAGGUGGCCGCAUUCCUGUUUUGCUUUGGAUUUCCAUUCAUCUGCUGGGACUGAGGCGUGCUCGGCCGUGUUCGGGCGCUGCGGACUGCGGGGCUGGGAGCCGGGAUUGCCCAGCAGCUGCCUGAGAAGUCCCCGCUGCGAGCGGCGAGCCCCGGCAGCGCUGCGGAGCGCAGCUGCUGCAGCCGGUGGAACGAGGCUCCGACUGAGCAUGAUGUGACCGUGGAAGCACCAGUAAAACUGGCCCGAGGAAAAAAAAAAAUAUUUUGAUAAUUUUGUGACUUUGCAGUGUGAAACAGUCAAAGAUGAAUAAUUUCCAUACCCCAGCUACACUUUGUAAAGGAUGCACCAGCAGGACAUUGCCAGGGUCUGGCAGGACUGACCCACCCAGCGCUGUGCCAGAGGAGCAGAACACAGAGGAGUGGAGAGUGCUGAGCCUGGGCUGAGCACACCAUGGGGGCAAACACCUCCAGCAAGUCACCACCCUUUGAUGGGAAUGAGGAUGUGACCUUCGACCAUUUUGAGAUUUUGCGAGCUAUUGGGAAGGGCAGCUUUGGAAAAGUCUGUGUGGUGCAAAAGACUGACACCAAGAAGAUGUAUGCCAUGAAAUACAUGAACAAACAGAAGUGUGUGGAGCGUAAUGAAGUGAGAAAUGUUUUCAAGGAGCUGCAGAUUAUGCAGGGCCUGGAACACCCAUUCCUGGUUAAUCUAUGGUACUCAUUCCAGGAUGAGGAGGAUAUGUUCAUGGUGGUCGACCUGCUGCUUGGAGGGGACCUGCGCUACCAUCUCCAACAAAACGUGCGGUUCCAAGAGGGAACUGUGAGACUCUUCAUCUGUGAGCUGGUGCUGGCCCUUGACUACUUGCAGAGCAGGCACAUCAUCCACAGAGAUAUCAAGCCCGACAACAUUUUACUGGAUGAGCAGGGACACGUGCACGUCACUGAUUUCAAUAUCGCCACAAUGCUGACCAAGGACAGCCCUGUCACCACCAUCGCUGGCACGAAGCCCUACAUGGCACCUGAAAUGUUUAGCUCCACAAAACCCACCAGCUACUCCUUCGCCGUGGACUGGUGGUCACUGGGAGUCACUGCCUACGAGCUGCUCAGAAGCCGGAGGCCGUACCACAUUCGGGCCAGCAGCUCCUCAAGUGAAAUCGCGCACGUGUUGAAGACAGCUGCAGUGAUGUACCCGGCCGCGUGGUCCCUGGGCAUGGUGGAGCUGAUCAGGAAGUUGCUGGAGCCAAACCCCGAGAAACGUUUUUCUCAGCUGAAGGACAUCCAGUCCUUCCCGUAUCUGUCUGAUGUGAACUGGGAUGCUGUUCUCCAGAAAAGAAUAAUACCAGAAUUCAUUCCCAUGAAAGGCAGACUGAACUGUGACCCAGCAUUUGAACUGGAAGAAAUGAUCCUGGAAUCCAAACCUCUUCACAAAAAAAAAAAGCGCUUGGCUAAGAAGAAAGGCACAAGCAAAAGCAAUUCAUCCCAGGCCAGCCACUUCCAGAAGCACCUGGAAAUUCUCCAGAGGGACUUCAUUGUUUUCAACAGAGAAAAGGUAAGACCCCACCAUGACAACAUCCAAGAGACCAUGACAAAAACUGGAGGCCCACACAGGGAAGACAAUCAGAACAACAACCUCUGAGAACAGCUCAGACCCUGCAGGGGACUUUCUCAUGGGACUGGGGCUCACCCGCUCUUGCACCUUCACAAUGUCAGGCCAUGGACUUGUCUUCUGCUGCUGGGACCCUGCCAGUAGCCCAGGGCACAGAGGAGAGCUGGGGCAUCCACUCUCUCAGCUUUCCACCCCACAGCAUGGAGGGAGAGGCUGUGGGGGCUGCCUUGCAAUUUGCCACACUUGGUUAGAUUCAGAUCCUAUUAUCUUGCCUUUCCUGGGGGCAGAAUGGGACCACAAGACAACACAUAAGACAGUGUCCACCAUUCUGUCUUGGCUGGCAGGUGCCACAGCCCUUGGCAUCACCAUGCAGGCAACAGCAGCAGUGUGCCGAGAGCUGCGUUGUGCUGGGGGUGCCCACCAGGGCCACUGCCCUGCCGCGCCUCAGGGCUCUGCACAGGCUGGCAUUCCCGCAUGGAUGGGCUCAUGGCUGGCUGCCCCGGGGGAAGAGGUGGCUCCCACAUGCAGAGCUUUCACCAACACGUUGUGACAAAAGUGGCCUUUGCUUACGGCUCCUUUGCGGGAGCUCCUGCAAGCAUUCUGUGAGGGUGGGCACAGGAGGCCAGAGACGAGCUCCUUCCUUAGCUGGGAGGAGGCAGCAAAAGCUUCCUGCCCAUUUAGCACUGUCUCCAUUGGCUGGCAUGGUGGGUGCUCAGUGUGCAGACAGAUGUGGACACCAAGCAUAACAACCAGGUGCUGGUGAGUCCAGAUGCUUUACUAGUCAAGCCUGAAAAAUACAUUCACCACCAUAUUAAACUGCUGCAGCUCACUGAAUCGGAGGGGGUUUGGCUUCCAAAACCAGAGGGGAAUUUGAAUGUGUAUUUUGAAUCUCUCUGCCACUGAAAUCACACUUGAUUUAAGCAGGGACUGUCUUCAGGAAUAACUGCACUGCUGGUGUGGUCUUGCCAAGACUGAGAUUGGCCAAAGCAUUGCUACUGCGGUAAUGCUGAGAAUGAUACUAUAAUUUAAAUGCUUUGACAGGCCUGAAGUUUCACCUCCUUAUUUGACAUUUUUCCCAUUCUUAGCAAUGUAGUGAAUGCAUGAUGAACUCUUUGCCUCCCAUUAACCCAGAGGUAAGCGCCCUCUCUGUCCCAUGUGUCUCUGCAGUGGUUGGCAGCGGGAGUCCCAGCAUCGAGCAGUGCAGUUUGUGCCUAAAAUCAAGCUGUAGUUUGGUGUCUUCCAUGUUCUGGCCCUUCCUGCAGCAGUGGGGGCGGGUGUCCCACUGCUGGCUGCUCCCCAGCUGGCUGCCAGCCCUGCAGGGCUCCUCCCAGGGUGCCGGGGCGAGGGGAAGGGGCUGGCACCAUGGCUGCAGCAUGUUCCCUUCUCCAUGUGCUGCAGCCUCGCCACCUGUGCGCACAGCCACCAGGAAAGGCCACCCUGUUCCACCCAGGGAGCUGUAAAGAUGGAGCAGAAUUAGUUCAUCAGUAGGUGGGUAUUGGUGUCUUCAAUGAGUGUCACUGUCAUGGGAAAGUCACCUUUUCCUGCUCAGUCACAACACUCCUUUCCCUGCUCCAUCAGAUGGUGCCCCAAUUAAUGGCACAGUGUGCUUGCUCUCCCCUUCCCCUGCCAUGCUGGCUUUCAAGCAAUAGGACUUUGAGUGGGGUGGGGACUCCACGCCUCUCUGCCUUUGACUUAUCAUUCCCAGGAAGGCUACCCAAAGCACCUCCUGCAUUCUCCAUUGGUCCUCUGCUCUCUGCCCAGUCUGCCGUGCUGACAGCUGUCCCUGGCUCCUGCACAGCACAUCGCUACCAUUGCCUUGCUCUGGUGCAGGUAGAUGUUCAGAUACCAUAAGUGUAUUUAUCUGGAAUACCAGCUCUGCUCCUCACUAGGGAAAAAUCUGCUGUUGCAGAAAUACCUCUCCACUGGCUGGCCAGAAAAGCCCCAAAACAACUCAAGUACUUAAAUGGAAAGAACAUUGCAUAUUUAAAAAUUCCCCAAAAAUUUCUACAACCAUCUCUCCAUUCCUCUGUAAUAGAGGCACAAUCUCAGCUUAAUCUCUACCAGGCAACAGGAAAAAGCCUUAAUUUAUUGAUGGAAGAACUUCACAAAGCUUGUAAGGACAGCCUUCCUCACUCUGGCACAACUUAAGGACUGUGGCAGGGACAGCUUGUCCUGCCCGAGUUGCAGACAUGCAAAAAUAAGUAUUUCAAGGUCAAAUACUAAAGAACAGGGAGAAAAGUGUAUUUGUUUAGCAUACCUGAAAUUGACCCUUAAUUUUUAUAAUCUUUAAAAAACAAUCACUUUUUUUUGCAUGCUUUGCAAGCUUUAAAGGGCAGCACCCAUCAGUCUAACAGACAAUGCCUGAUGGAAGGGGAACAUUUCACUGACAGGCAUCCACAGAAAACAGCCUCCAAGGCUGUCCAGCCAGGAUGAUCUCAAAGCUGUGCCCAGGCAGCGCCAUGUGGAGCCAGUCCCUGUCAACACACAGAAGACAGGCACAGUUCUUGCCAGGCAGUCACAGCCCAUGGGGGCCAGGCCAGGCUCAGACAGAGACUGCAUGGACAAACUGAACAGGCUUUUACAAACACUUGCAUUGUGCUGUUUUGGCAGUACCUUUACCUGAGAAGCUACACCAACACCCUGACAUGUAGCAGUGAGCACUGCAUGGUGUUGCCCUGCCAGGCUGUUGCUGCAGCCCCCUCCAGCCCCAACA